ACAUUAAAGCUUUUGUCCCACAUGCUGAAAUUGAUGUUAUCAGUUUUUCGAAACUAAGUCGCUGCUUGGAGGUUUUCAUCGUCAAAAUGCCUGUCUUGCGAGAUCUGCUUCGUGGCUUUACGAGAGGUGCCAACAGACACAAGGAAAUGACGAGCAAACGUGGAAACAAGAAUUUUCAUCCCAACACCUCUCGCAUACAACCCACUGGAUAUGGUGUCAGAACUACAUGGAAGAAUGUGAAGGAGAUGAUUCCAGAAAUAGUGGUGCCUAAUCUAGAAGAUUUUCCACUGAAGGCCUAUGUUUCCUACAAAUGCCCAGACACCCAGCAGGACCCUCUGACCCCUCGCGACAUCUUUGACAAGUGCUUGGCCCCGCAGGUGCUCGAAGAUUUGAAGAGCGGUAAAUACGACAACGCAACUCUGUCGGCGGCGGCGGCGGCGAGCGAGAGCAAGUCGUCGCAAUCGGACAGUUGAUGAAGAACACAGUUUGAGCCUUGCCUGAUGUGUUGACUUGUGAUGUUUAAUCAAGGCUAGAACUUUUAUUUGACCCACGUUGUCUUGGUUCCUGCAGUAAUACAGGUAUCUGCAGACAUGAUGGGAGAGAAAAGCAGAGCUCGGCAUUUGAAGUGUUCACUCCUUUGGCUUGUAUCGUGAACUUGCUGUUGUAAUGUACAGAGAAAAGUCUACGUUUGGAAAAGUUAGAGAAGACACACCUGUAUUUGACAUCAAAUUGCAAAAUGGGAGAAGCUGAAUUCUUUACGGAGGAAAUCAUAGAAAUGGAGCUCAAAUUUAAAAAGUACUUUUUUCCUGAUCAAGAUAGUUAAAUGUAUACCUACUAGUGAGGGGCGGUAUUUAAUGGAAGCGCUGUUGAUUUAAAAAACAAUUUGAUUUUGAGACUGGACCAGAGAACUUGUGAUCAGGAUUUGAAUAUCGUGGGCUGCUACCUCUUUGUCUUACUAUGGGGAAGAAAACAAAAUAUUUUGUACACACAGUAUAUUUAUACUAUAUCUGCUACAUUUGCCCAAUGGCAGCAGUAAUGGUUAUUUUACGAGAGAGAAUGGAAUUAAAAGAUGUACAAACUUAAAGACAUUUAAA
Molecule: messenger RNA, 1094 nt
Organism: Strongylocentrotus purpuratus (purple sea urchin)
Lineage: Eukaryota; Metazoa; Echinodermata; Echinoidea; Camarodonta; Strongylocentrotidae
Gene: mrpl41
Product: 39S ribosomal protein L41, mitochondrial
Exons: 4
Coding region: 87-473 (128 amino acids)
Biological process (GO): translation
Cellular component (GO): mitochondrial large ribosomal subunit
Molecular function (GO): structural constituent of ribosome
Source: RefSeq, a predicted model, not a curated record